Molecule: messenger RNA, 1455 nt
Organism: Pyrus x bretschneideri (Chinese white pear)
Lineage: Eukaryota; Viridiplantae; Streptophyta; Magnoliopsida; Rosales; Rosaceae
Product: probable LRR receptor-like serine/threonine-protein kinase At3g47570
Exons: 4
Coding region: 1-1455 (484 amino acids)
Biological process (GO): protein phosphorylation
Molecular function (GO): protein kinase activity; protein binding; ATP binding
Source: RefSeq, a predicted model, not a curated record
AUGGAGCAUUCAAGUAGUACACAAGUCAGGCUAAACUUUGGUGCCAAUAGACUCGGAACUAGUUACACUGGCGAUCUAAAUUUUAUCAGCUUCUUGGCCAAUUGUACUAGUCUGGAGGUGUUAGCAUUUUACAAUAAUCAACUUGGAGGUAAAUUGCCAGCAUCCAUAUCCAACCCUUCUACCCAGCUUGUAUCUCUUACGAUGGAGAAAAACUUGAUACAUGGAAGCAUCCCCAGAGGCAUUGGGAAUCUUGUAAACUUGACCGUUAUUCAAAUGAAUUCUAACUAUUUCGUUGGUCAUGUCCCUAAAGAAAUUGGGAGGCUUCAGAAUUUACAAGAACUGUAUUUAGAUGACAAUAAAUUUUCCGGGUUCAUUUCCAGCCUCCCUUGGUUCUCUAGAGAAAAUCUGAUUGGUUCAGGAAGUAUUGGUUCUGUUUACAAAGGAGUACUCCCUAGUGAUGGAAUUGUAGUUACAGUUAAGGCAUUAAAUCUUCAACAACAAGGAGCUUCCAAGAGUUUCAUUCGUGACUGUGAAGCUUUAAGAAGUGUAAGUCACCAUAAUCUUCUCAAGAUCAUAACUGCUUGUUCAAGCAUUGACAAUCAGCGCAAUGACUUCAAAAGUCUAGCUUUCGAGUUCAUGGUAAAUGGAAGUUUAGACGUGUGGUUGCAUGAUGAGGAAUCUCAAGGCAAGAGGUUGAGCCUUAUCCAAAGACUCAAUAUUGCAAUUGAUGUUGCUUCUGCAUUGGAUUACCUCCACCACCAUUGCGAUACGGCAAUUGUUCACUGUGAUCUAAAGCCAAGCAAUGUUCUCCUUGAUGAAGAUAUGGUGGCUCAUGUUGGUGACUUUGGUUUAGCAAGGUUCCUCUUGGAAGCGGCGUACAAUCCCUCUCAAAGUCAAACCAUGUCAGCUAGGCUAAAGGGUUCCAUUGGCUACAUUCCUUCGGAGUAUGGCAUGGGAGGCGAAGUAUCCAUACUAGGAGAUGUUUAUAGCUUUGGAAUACUGCUGCUAGAAAUGUUCAUGGGAAAAAGACCUACUGAUGGAAUGCUUGGAGAUGGUAUAAGUAUUCACAAUUUCACAGCCAUGGCAAUGCCUGAUCAUCCCACGUACAUAGUUGACCCUUCAUUGCUCAUUGAAGGAGACGAUGCAGAUGAUAUUGAUGACAGGAAAAGACCUACAGAUGCCAUGUUUGGAGAUGGUAUAAGCAUUCACAAAUUCACAGCCAGGGCGAUGCCUGACCAUGUUGUGGACAUAGCUGACCCUGCAUUGCUCAUUGAAGGGGGCGAUACAGAUUCUGAUUAUGACAGAUACCGCAAUGACACACGAGGAAGACCAAUAACAAGAUAUCAGGAUCACAGCGCAGUCCGGGGAAAAAGAUUGGAGGAAUGUUUGGUUUCAGUGAUGCUGAUAGGACUCUCAUGCUCUGAAAUAUAUCCCGAGGACAGUGGAUGCUUAUAG